Cokeromyces recurvatus is the source of this 654-nucleotide messenger RNA. RefSeq lists its product as uncharacterized. Bases 1 to 654 code for a protein of 217 amino acids. NCBI's taxonomy places the organism in Eukaryota, Fungi, Mucoromycota, Mucoromycetes, Mucorales, Mucoraceae. The transcript has 3 exons. The record is from RefSeq and is a predicted model, not a curated record.
AUGGAGGAUGUUCUUACACAAAUUGAUGAUCCGAAUGUAAUUCUUGAAACAAUUACUAGCCAGAAAACCUAUUUAAGUGUUAAACGCCUGGAGAAAACUGUUGAAGAGUCUCCUCCUAAAAAGCAACUGAAGACUAAAGUACCAGAUUUGGAUAGAUCAUACAAAAACUAUAGCGACUUUACCAGAGAGACGUUUAUAGAUCGUAUGAUUGAAAAGCCUGAAGAACGUGGGUUGGUGACUAAGGUUGCAAAUGACCUAAAUAUCAAUUAUUGCACUGCGUUAAGAUGGUGGAAUAGCUAUAAAGAAACAGAGGAGAUUCCAUAUAAGAAAUCCGAAGAAAACAGUGGCCCUAAAAGCUCGUUCACUGCUAAACAUAACGAGUAUCUACAGGGUCUAUUGGAUAACGAUCCUCAACUAUUUUCGGAUGAUAUUAUGAAGAGCUUGACUGAACAAUUUGAAGACUUCACUAUCUCUAAGUCGCAACUAAAUAAUCAUUUACGUAAUACAAUGCUUAUCACUAUCAAGAAACCAUUGUUUGAGCCUGAAAUAAGAAAUUCACCAGAAAACAGGGAGACAAGAUUUGAGUGGUUUAUGAAAUGUGUUGUGAUUGUAGUAGCCUUUAUAAUUAAAGCUGACAUAUUCACUGUGAAUUAA